Messenger RNA from Hipposideros armiger (great roundleaf bat), 3564 nucleotides. It is a transcript of the gene CACNB1, whose product is annotated as calcium voltage-gated channel auxiliary subunit beta 1. Bases 203 to 2200 code for a protein of 665 amino acids. The transcript is spliced from 15 exons. Gene Ontology annotation, biological process: calcium ion transmembrane transport. Lineage: Eukaryota; Metazoa; Chordata; Mammalia; Chiroptera; Hipposideridae. Gene Ontology annotation, molecular function: voltage-gated calcium channel activity; protein binding. Gene Ontology annotation, cellular component: voltage-gated calcium channel complex. The record is from RefSeq and is a predicted model, not a curated record.
GCCUUCAGGGGCGGAGGAGGCGGCGGCGGCAGCGGAGAGAGCGGGAGGAGGGAGGGAAGGCUGGAAGAGGGCAACCGCAGGCCGGGCCAAGUGGUUGGAUCCGGUGCUGGCUGCUCUGCGCCGCUCUCGGUUCCGACGGCCUCUCUCGUGCUGAGGGCGCCCGGCUGGGCCGGGCCAGUGGCCGGAGGGGAGGCUCCUCUCCAUGGUCCAGAAGACCAGCAUGUCCCGGAGCCCUUACCCACCCUCCCAGGAGAUUCCCAUGGAGGUCUUCGACCCCAGCCCACAGUUUUGGGUCUCCCAAGAGCUAAGAGCUGCCUGCCACUCCCCUCCCCACUCUGCAAAGAAGGAAAUCGGCAAAUACAGCAAGAGGAAAGGGCGGUUCAAAAGGUCGGAUGGGAGCACCUCCUCAGAUACAACAUCCAACAGCUUUGUCCGCCAGGGUUCAGCGGAGUCCUAUACCAGCCGUCCAUCGGACUCUGACGUGUCUCUGGAGGAGGACCGGGAAGCCUUAAGGAAGGAGGCAGAGCGCCAGGCAUUAGCCCAGCUCGAGAAAGCCAAGACCAAGCCAGUGGCAUUUGCUGUGCGGACAAAUGUCGGCUACAACCCGUCUCCAGGGGAUGAGGUACCUGUGCAUGGAGUGGCCAUCACCUUCGAGCCCAAGGACUUCCUGCACAUCAAAGAGAAAUACAAUAAUGACUGGUGGAUCGGGCGACUGGUGAAGGAGGGCUGUGAGGUUGGCUUCAUCCCCAGCCCUGUCAAACUGGACAGCCUGCGUCUGCUGCAGGAACAGAAGCUGCGCCAGAACCGCCUCAGCUCCAGCAAAUCAGGUGACAACUCCAGCUCCAGUCUGGGAGAUGUGGUGACUGGCACCCGCCGCCCCACGCCCCCUGCCAGUGGUAAUGAAAUGACUAACUUAGCAUUUGAACUAGACCCCCUAGAGUUAGAAGAUGAGGAGGCAGAGCUCGGGGAGCACUGCGGCUCUGCCAAGACUAGUGUUAGCAGUGUCACCACCCCGCCACCCCAUGGCAAACGCAUCCCCUUCUUCAAGAAGACAGAGCAUGUGCCCCCCUAUGACGUGGUACCUUCCAUGAGGCCCAUCAUCCUGGUAGGACCAUCGCUCAAGGGCUAUGAGGUUACAGACAUGAUGCAGAAAGCUUUAUUUGACUUCUUGAAGCAUCGGUUUGAUGGCAGGAUCUCCAUCACUCGUGUGACAGCAGACAUUUCCCUGGCUAAACGCUCAGUCCUCAACAACCCCAGCAAACACAUCAUCAUUGAGCGCUCUAACACACGCUCCAGCCUGGCUGAGGUUCAGAGCGAGAUUGAGCGAAUCUUCGAGCUGGCCCGGACCCUUCAGUUGGUUGCUCUGGACGCCGACACCAUCAACCACCCGGCCCAGCUCUCCAAGACCUCACUGGCCCCCAUCAUUGUUUACAUCAAGAUCACUUCUCCCAAGGUACUUCAGAGGCUCAUCAAGUCUCGAGGGAAGUCUCAGUCCAAACACCUCAAUGUCCAAAUAGCAGCCUCGGAGAAGCUGGCGCAGUGUCCCCCCGAAAUGUUUGACAUCAUCCUGGACGAGAACCAAUUGGAGGAUGCCUGCGAGCACUUGGCAGAAUACUUGGAAGCCUAUUGGAAGGCCACCCACCCGCCCAGCAGCACUCCACCCAAUCCACUGCUGAACCGUACCAUGGCUACUGCAGCCCUGGCUGCCAGCCCUGCCCCUGUCUCCAACCUCCAGGGACCCUACCUUGCUUCUGGGGACCAGUCGCUGGAACGGGCCACCGGGGAGCACGCCAGUGUGCACGAAUACCCCGGGGAGCUGGGCCAGCCGCCAGGCCUUUAUCCCAGCAGCCACCCACCAGGCCGGGUGGGCACCGUGCGGGCACUGUCCCGCCAAGACACAUUUGAUGCUGACGCCUCUGGCAACCGAAACUCUGCCUACACGGAGCUGGGAGACUCGUGUGUGGACAUGGAGACCGAUCCCUCAGAGGGGCCAGGGCUUGGAGACCCUGCUGGGGGCAGCACCCCACCGGCCCGGCAGGGAUCCUGGGAGGAUGAGGAAGAAGACUAUGAAGAGGAGGUGACUGACAACCGGAACCGCGGCCGGAAUAAGGCCCGCUACUGCACGGAGGGCGGGGGUCCAGUGCUGGGGCGGAACAAGAACGAGCUGGAGGGCUGGGGGCGGGGUGUGUACAUCCGCUGAGAGGCAGGGGCCACACAGUGGGAGGAAAGGCUCAGCCCAAAGGAGGGGCGGGACAGCGGGCUCACCUCCGGGGAUGUGUCUUGCCUCCAGGGGGCGCUGUCUCCCUCCUUUCAGAUGCCUUUGCUCAAUGUUUGGGGUUUCUUGGGUGGUAGCAUUCCCAGUUCCUGGGAGUCCUUAAGCCCCAGUUGUAGGUUUUUAUCUACCUGCUGUGGAUGGAUGGGGGAUGCCCACCUUUCUGCAGUGUCCCCUUUCCCCCACCUAAGGGGGCUCUCUCCCAGAGAAAAGGUGCACUUCCUUAACUCUUUCUACUUGGGGCUCUAAUUAAGGGUCCUAAAUGGGUGACCCUUUUUCCCACCUGGAGUAUUUAGGAACGGUAGGGGGCUUUUCCUGGAGAGGGAGACCCCAGACUUUCCCAUGGGGAUUCUCUUCCCCCAAACCCCAGAUCCAGGGUCCCUCACCAUGACCAGCCCUUCCCCCAGCGUUCUGACAGCAUUGUCUGGUAGAAGAAAGCUACAGGGUGGAAGCCCCUUGGGGAGGGGUCUAGAUAGAAACUGGCAGGCCUCAGAUGUAGGGCCAUCUGCUUGCCCAGGACCUAACACUGAGGAAUGGACAACCCAAGACGCUGCUACCCACCCCACCACCUCCAUGCCCCAGCCUUUGCCUGCUCCAGGAAUGAGCUUUGCCUACAACAUCCCUUGCCUGCUGCCAUCCGAGGAGGGGCCCUCUGUGUCUGAGCCCCCUGUCCCUGUGUCACCUGGGUGUGGAGCCCAUGGAACGCUCUGGUCCGCCUCAUUUUGAAACCAAAAACUGCUCAUUCAUUCUCACCCUGAGGCCCCAGGAGAGAGGCCCUAUGGGUUGGUGCCCAAGAAAUGAUCACCACCCCAAGGGGUUGCCUCGGGACCACGGAUCUCCCUGGGGGGCUUGGCUGCUGCUGCUGCUCUAUAUUUGCCUCUUGUGAUCCUGUCCUUGAUCCACGUCCACUCCACUCCCCCCAGAAGCCUUCGUACCCCCUCUGCUCUGGAGUGCCCCUCUGCCUAGCAUCUCCAUAGCCCAGCAGCCCUGCCCCUCCCCAGCAUCUCAGCUGGGCCAGAGAGAGCCGAUUGUGCCAACGAGGACUGGGCCUUGCCUGGAUGCCCACCUCAGGGAUGGGCACCUCAUGCCUGUCUCACCACCUCCUGUGCCAAUGUUGUCUCACCCCCCACCUGGGGGUGGGGUGCAGCUUCCACUUACCGGUUAGAAGAGACCACUGCCCAACCUUUCCCCCUCCCUGUCUGGUGUCCUGUGCCCCAUCUGUCUGUCUGUUCGUCUGUAACCUCCUAGGAGAAGUAUUUUGCCACAUAUAAAACCGCCACCCUGUCCUUUGA